ACUUGGAGAUGUGUAUUCGUGCAUCAAAUGUGAAAAGAUGUUCAGUACGCCACAUGGACUCGAGGUCCACUCACGACGCUCUCACAAUGGCAAGAGGCCAUUUGCUUGUGAAUACUGUAACAAAACCUUCGGUCACGAAAUCAGCCUCACGCAGCACAGAGCCGUGCACAACGCAGAGAAAGUGUUUGAGUGCAAGCAGUGUGGCAAGUGCUUCAAGCGGUCGUCCACUUUAUCUACGCACCUCCUGAUUCACUCUGACACGCGACCAUAUCCCUGCCAAUACUGCGGGAAGCGAUUCCACCAAAAGUCUGAUAUGAAGAAGCACACCUACAUCCACACAG
Messenger RNA from Penaeus monodon (black tiger shrimp), 341 nucleotides. Its product is annotated as zinc finger protein Gfi-1b-like. Gene Ontology annotation, biological process: regulation of transcription by RNA polymerase II. The transcript has 2 exons. The annotation marks the transcript as partial. NCBI's taxonomy places the organism in Eukaryota, Metazoa, Arthropoda, Malacostraca, Decapoda, Penaeidae. Gene Ontology annotation, molecular function: DNA-binding transcription factor activity, RNA polymerase II-specific; RNA polymerase II transcription regulatory region sequence-specific DNA binding. Gene Ontology annotation, cellular component: nucleus. The record is from RefSeq and is a predicted model, not a curated record.